Molecule: messenger RNA, 3507 nt
Organism: Tupaia belangeri chinensis (Chinese tree shrew)
Lineage: Eukaryota; Metazoa; Chordata; Mammalia; Scandentia; Tupaiidae
Gene: CC2D1A
Product: coiled-coil and C2 domain containing 1A
Exons: 28
Coding region: 16-3015 (999 amino acids)
Molecular function (GO): DNA-binding transcription repressor activity, RNA polymerase II-specific
Source: RefSeq, a predicted model, not a curated record
CUUUGGCCCCAGUUGAUGGGUGCCAAAAGGCCCUGGCCCGCCUUGGGACACCUGUUGCUUUCUGGACCUGUUUCAUCUUCCUGGCAUUCCCCAGGGAAACUGCUUCUCCUGGGAGACUUUGGUUCCUUCCUCCCAAGGAGACUCUGGGUCUGUCCCGAUUGCCUCCAGACAUAUGGUGCACCCCAGGUUCUGACUGGGCCCUCCCCGUUCCCGCAGCUGGGCCUGUUGGUUGACCUCUCCCCAGACGGCCUCAUGAUUCCUGAAGACGGAGUGAACGAAGCGGAACUGGAGGCCGAGUUCUUGGCUUUGGUGGGCGGCCAGCCCCCGGCUCUAGAGAAGCUUAAAGCCAAAGGUCCUCUGCCCAUGGAGGCUAUUGAGAAGAUGGCCAGCCUAUGCAUGAGGGACCCGGAUGAGGACGAGGAGGAGGGGACGGACGAUGAGGACGUGGAGGAGGAUGACGACCUGCUGGCAGAACUAAACGAGGUCCUUGGAGAGGAGCAGAAGGCCGUGGAGCCCCCGGCCCCCAUGGCACAGCCGAAGCCCACCGCCGCCAACCCAGGAGUGGAGGCCGUCCUGCAGGAGAGGCUCCCUCUCUCUCAGGCAGCCGUGGAGACCGCCAGGCAGGCUGGAGACGGCGCCAAGCUGCGGCGCUACGACCGGGGUCUCAAGACGCUGGAAACCCUGCUGGCCUCUGUCCGGAAGGGCAACGCCAUCGAUGAAGAGGACAUCCCACCUCCCGUGGCCAUAGGGAGGGGCCCCGCAGCUACACCCAGCCACACCCCUGUACCGCCCCAGCCUUCCCCUACAGUCCCGCCAGCCCCAGAACCCAGGGUCAUCAUGGAGGCGCCUUCUCCCAACGCCCCUGCCUCCUCCCCCGGCUCAGCUAAGCCGCAGCUGCCCCCAGGCCCCUGCAGCCCUGGCCCCCUGGCCCAGCUGCAGACCCGCCAGCGCGAGUACAAGCUGGAGGCGCUCCAAGCCAAGCAGCAGGGAGACACGGCCGCCGCUGCCAGAUACUUCCGCGUGGCCAAGAGUUUUGAUGCUGUCUUGGAGGCUCUGAGCCGGGGGGAGCCCGUGGACCUGUCCCGCCUGCCCCCGCCACCUGACCAGCUGCCCCCAGACCCGCCGUCACCACCCCCGCAGCCUCCAGCUCCCGCCACGACGCCCUCUGCACCAGAGGUCCCCCCACCCCCGAGGACCCUCCUGGAGGCGCUGGAGCAGCGGAUGGAGCGGUACCAGGUGGCCGCAGCCCAGGCCAAGGCCAAAGGGGACCAGAGGAAGGCCCGGAUGCAUGAGCGCAUCGUCAAGCAAUACCAAGAUGCCAUCCGUGCCCACAAGGCGGGCCGGAACGUGGACGUGGCUGAGCUGCCUGUGCCCCCAGGCUUUCCCCCUAUCCAGGGCCUGGAGGCCACCGAGCCCGCCCAGCAGAGCCUAGUGGGCGUCCUGGAGACCGCCAUGAAGCUAGCCAAUCAGGAUGAGGGUCCAGAGGACGAAGAGGACGAGACACCUAAGAAGCAGCUAAACAGCCCUGCAGCACCCACGGCCCAGCCCAGGGCUCCCGCCUCCAAGGCUUCCCAGUCGGGAUCAGCCCCAGCCGGCAAAGCAGCUCCCAAAGGCACAUCCACCAGAGCCCAGCAGCAGCUGGCCUUCCUGGAGGGCCGCAAGAAGCAGCUCCUGCAGGCCGCGCUGCGAGCCAAGCAGAAAAAUGACGUGGAGGGGGCCAAGAUGCACCUGCGCCAGGCCAAGGGGCUGGAUCCCAUGCUGGAGGCCUCACGCAAUGGACUGCCUGUGGACAUCGCCAAGGUGCCCCCCGCCCCUGUCAACAAGGACGACUUCGCCCUGGUGCAGAGGCCCGGCCCAGGCCUGUCUCAGGAGGCCGCCCGGCGCUACGGAGAGCUCACCAAGCUGAUCCGACAGCAGCACGAGAUGUGUCUGAACCACUCCAACCAGUUCACCCAGCUGGGCAACAUCACCGAAACCACCAAGUUCGAGAAGCUGGCUGAGGACUGUAAGCGCAGCAUGGAGACGCUGAAGCAGGCCUUCGCCCGGGGCCUCCCCACGCCCGCCGCCCGCUUCGAGCAGAGGACCUUCAGCGUCAUCAAGAUCUUCCCCGACCUGAGCAGCAAUGACUUGGUCCUCUUCAUCGUGAAGGGCAUCAACCUGCCCACGCCCCCAGGGCUAUCCCCCGGCGACCUGGAUGUCUUCGUUCGGUUCGACUUCCCGUAUCCCAACGUGGAAGAAGCUCAGAAAGACAAGACCAGCGUGAUCAAGAACACAGACUCCCCCGAGUUCAAGGAGCAGUUUAAACUCUCUAUCAACCGCAGCCACCGUGGCUUCCGAAGGGCCAUCCAGACCAAAGGCAUCAAAUUCGAAGUGGUCCACAAGGGGGGGCUAUUCAAGACCGACCGGGUACUGGGGACAGCCCAGCUGAAGCUGGACAGCCUGGAGACGGCAUGCGAGGUCCGGGAGAUCCUUGAGGUCCUGGACGGUCGCCGGCCCACAGGGGGGCGGCUGGAGGUGAUGGUCCGGAUACGGGAGCCGCUAACGGCCCAGCAGCUGGAGACAACCACCGAGAGGUGGCUGGUCAUCGACCCGGUGCCAGUGGCUGUGACCACACAGGUUGCUGGGCCUAAAGGGAAGGCCCCUCCUGUGCCUGUUCCGUCCAGGGAGCCAGGGAACAGAUCAGCCCGGCCCCUGCAUAGCCUCAGUGUGCUAGCCUUCGACCAAGAGCGUCUGGAGCGGAAGAUCCUGGCCCUCAGGCAGGCCCGGCGGCCGGUGCCUCCCGAGGUUGCCCAGCAGUACCAGGACAUCGUGCAGCGCAGCCAGUGGCAGAGGACGCAGCUGGAGCAGGGGGGCCCAGGCAUCCGGCGCGAGUACACAGCGCAACUGGAGCGGCAGCUGCAGUUCUACACGGAGGCCGCCCGUCGCCUGGGCAACGACGGCAGCAGGGAGGCUGCAAAAGAGGCGCUGUACAGGCGGAACCUGGUUGAGAGCGAGCUGCAGCGGCUGCGCAGGUGAGGGGCUGACCGGGCGGGUGGCCCCUGGAGAGUGGGCAGCAGGCCCAGGGCACGGCGCUGGGCAGAGCAGACACGGCCCCCCACCAGACAAGGAGACAAUCAGCGGACAAUCGGCUCCGGACUCGUCCCCCGGCCAGGCCCCCAGCCCAGCGGGAGCGUCCCUGGAAGACGGCAUCAGAGAUGGUGCCAGCCAGCCAGCGUGUGCCCCUUGUCCAGGCCUGGCUGAGGCGGGCACCGGAGAGUCCUGUUUGCACAGCCCGGGGGUGCACAGCUCUGGCCUGCCCUGGAGCCGGGAGGGCGGUUGGGACCAAGCCCCAAGGACCCCUGCAAGCACUUUAGUUCACGUCCCUCACCGGCCUUAACCCCAAAGCCCUCCCUCUCACCCCAAAGAAGCCGCUGCGGCUCAGGCCGUGAGCCCCGCUGGUUCCCCAGGGAGUCGUCCGGGCCCAGCUGGGCCCCCAGGGUUGACACACGGAAUAAACAGCCAGGGCCA